UCGGUUUUUGUUGCUGCCGCCGCGGCGGCCGCCGCCGAGUGUCAGUUCUAGGCUCGCCGCCCGCGGUCCGGUGCAGGCGCGCUACCCCUCGCGCCCCCGCCGUCCCGCCGCCCCCGCCCGCCGCCCGGCUCGCAGAUGGCGCACUCGGCGUCCGCGGGGCCGCCGGGCGCGCUGGAGCAGGGCUGCCCCAUCCGCGUGGAGCACGACCGCCGGCGCCGCCAGUUCAGCGUCCGGCUCAACGGGUGCCAUGACCGGGCUGUCCUGCUCUAUGAGUACGUGGGCAAGCGCACCGUGGACCUGCAGCACACUGAGGUCCCCGACGCCUACCGUGGCCGCGGCAUUGCCAAGCACCUUGCCAAGGCUGCAUUGGACUUUGUGGUGGAGGAGGACCUGAAGGCCCAUCUCACGUGCUGGUACAUCCAGAAGUAUGUCAAAGAGAACCCCCUGCCACAGUACCUGGAGCACCUGCAGCCGUAGCCCCGCCACGGAGCUGAGCGCUGAGCCAGACCUUUGCUCCGGCCACCACCGGCCGGCCCAGCGAGCUCUCAGGAAACCUGGUCCCACCAGGGACGGACUCGGAGUUCUUUUGUCAGAACGCUGCUCUGCGGGUCCUGGAGGCGGUGGCCGGCGUGGGCAUGCCCCCGCCACUGUGGCCAGAGUGGGGCGCGCUCCGCAGAGACAUGGCAGAGCCCGGUAUGGCCCUAGUCCAGCCCCGCCUGCAGCGAGCCGUGUUCUGGGAGCGUGAGGCCUGACUCGGCCCUGCUCCCCACCGCCCCGCCAGGCCAGCCUCCUCCCUGCAGGUUGGGAGGCCAUUCCCCGAGCCCAGAGGAGCAAUACGAAACCUCGUGUGCCAACUUCACAGGGGCAGUGCGCCAGGCUGUGGCUGCCACCAGCGCUGCCCCGCCCCUUCCUCCAGCUCCCAUGCUCCGGAGCCAGGGUGCUGCCCAGAGCCCGCAGCGCACACCCCCAUGCACACCCGAGGGAGGCGCACCCCUCUGUCCAGCCUACAGGAGCCCAGGGCUCCAGUUUGCCCCCAUCAGCCAGGAGCCAGGUCCAGGGGCAGCCUGUCACUGAUGUCAGCCCUGCAGCUUGAAGACCCUCGGGACAGGGCUGGGGGCUGGCUCCCCUUGGAAAGUGCCCUUGCCGCGCUGCGGCAGGGACCCUGAGCAGCUACAGAGCAUCUUUCUCUUUCGGGGUGAACCUGGGGCAGGGCUCUCGUCACCUGUCUGGGCUUCAGGCACCCCCACCCCUGCCAUCCCAGCCUUCCUGGUGGGGCCUAGGAAGUGUGCUAGGCACCCCUUAAUCAGUGCGCUGACCUUCCUGGGGUCCCUGCCUGAGUACUGGGGACCAGGGUCCCGUCAGAGCUGAGUGGGCUGCCCCCUGCUGGCCUGGAGCUGCAGCUGCCUCUGGACUGGGGGCUGGGGUGCUGGUUGCCCAGGCGGCUCCUGUCACUUUUCCGUUCACCUCUUUGUUCUUUCAACACUGACCCCACACCCUGCAGCAGGUCAUGGGCCCCACUCCCGGACAUUGUGCACACACUUUCCUGCCUCGGGCAGGGACACUGAGAGCCACACAGACUAGGGCCUGGCAGGCUGCCCGCUGGGAGUGCCCCAGCCCAGUUACCGGCAGCAUCACCCACCCCCUUCCUGGUCCCAGCCCCUCUCGGCCUUCUCUGGCCCCUGGGGAGCCGGGCGCCCCCCUCCCUCCCAUGGUGCUCCUCCCACGGUGCUUCCUCCACUCUGGGCAAAGGGCUAUUGCGAGAUGCCAUAGGAACCCCUGGGCCCUCCCUGUUGAGGGAACCCUGGAACAGGAGGAAAGUGCUGGAAGGAGGUGAGUUCUGCUGCCGAGGCCCUUCGCAGGCUGGGGCUGCCCCAUUCCCGGUGCUGCUUAAGAAAAGAAUGAGUCAUAGACCCCAGGCCCGGGCCCCGCUCCCGGCCAGCCCCCACCCCCAGCCCCCACCCCCAGCCCCCCAGUCCCCAUUCCCAUCCCAGUCUGUCAGCUGUCCAUGCUGGCCCCAGGCAGAGUGGGGCCCCAGUCCUGAGACCUCCCUGCUGCUCAGCUCCUGAGGUGUCCCUAUGGGGCAGAUGACCCAGUGCCAGGAGGCCACUGUGCAUGGGACGGUGCCCUCAGCAGUGACAGGCCUCCAGGCUGGCCCCCAAGCAAGCGGGGGUGGCAGCCCUCCUACUUCUCACCCCUGAACCUCUGGCCCUCCAAGCUGUGAGGGGGCCUGCUCAGCCCAGCACGCAAACACAGAGACUUGAACUCGAGGCACAGGGAGCUUGGGCAUCCUGUGUGGCCCUAGGCCCUAGGCCAACUCAUCCCCAGUUCCCGGGGGUGGCCCCCAGGCUCCCUGAGGCUGCCUUAAGAUGCCUCCGCCCACUUCACUGCAGACGGCUGUUCGUGCCCCACAGCCUCGGUGCUACCCCGCCUGGGGUCCCCCUCACCCGCAUACUCACCCUACCGCCGCUCCCCCAGAGGGCCCGGACCCUCUUCCUUGCCCAUCAGGCUCAGUGGCAGCUCAUGUGCCUUUCCUACUCAGGACCUGUCAACGUGGGCGCUGGGCCAUGGCGGUCAUGCUGUUCCCCCACUGGGCUGCUGUGGGGAGCCCCCUCCCCCCACUGUCCUCCCCACAUCAAUCCAUGUCGACAGGAGACUGAGGCAAGGGUGUGUGGAGGAAGUGGGCGUGGCAGCCGUCAGGCAGCCGUGAGUGGUCCUGGCCAUCCUGCCCAACCAUGUCAUCUCAGCGCCACGGCACCCUCCACCUGUGAGGCUUCUGGGUGGUGUCAGAGAGGAAGGGGUGGCAGCUUGCUGGGCCUGGCGGGAGAGUGAGGGCGGGGGAGGCCCUGAAGCCCCACAGGGAGGAGCAUGGCAGGGCUGUGGAAUCCCAGUUCUUGGUCCCAGUUUUUCAGGUGCAGAGGAUGGGAUGUCACAGCUGCAGCCCCCACCACAGGAAGGCCAGCGGGAAGGGUCCACGCAGUUUCCCACCCUCUUUGCAGCGAUGCUGUAUCUGCACUCGAGCACACACCUGGGAUGUUGGGAGGUCCCAGGUCCUGGGCUGCCUUCCUGGAAGGCAGGGUAGCUGGUCAAGUGGGCAGUGCCACGCACACGGAGGUGCUGACCAGAGACCAGAAUGCCUGACCUCGGCGCACAUGCAGUUUCCUUUCUCGGCUCAGGCCUCUUGGCCGGACUCUAGUCCAUGCUCACGUCCCCUUUGCUAUUCUCAGGGUCCCACUCCUUCCAAACCCCAUUUCCUAAAUUCCACACGGGAGGUCCGGUGAGUCUGUGAAUCCAGUUAGUCACUCUGUGACCUGCGGGGUCCCAUGAAGCCCCCUUCAGCAUGGUGGUAUCUCAGCCGCAGGGUAUUAAAGAGACUGGCUGCCGAGA
Molecule: messenger RNA, 3384 nt
Organism: Sorex araneus (European shrew)
Lineage: Eukaryota; Metazoa; Chordata; Mammalia; Eulipotyphla; Soricidae
Gene: NATD1
Product: N-acetyltransferase domain containing 1
Exons: 3
Coding region: 136-477 (113 amino acids)
Source: RefSeq, a predicted model, not a curated record